CAGCCGCAGUCAGUCUGGUUCCUGUUAUUCAGCGCCUGUAGUGCUAACUGUGUAGCAAAACAACUUUAACAAAGUUGCUCCUCAUUACUGCGGUAUCUUUCUUAGUCUCAGAAACAGUUCGCAUUAAAACGGAGUGAACAAAAUGCCCGCGGUCUCUAAAGGGGAUGGAAUGCGUGGUUUGGCUGUGUUCAUUUCAGACAUCAGGAACUGUAAAAGUAAGGAGGCAGAAGUGAAGAGGAUAAACAAAGAGCUCGCCAACAUCCGUUCCAAAUUUAAAGGAGACAAGGCUUUGGAUGGCUACAGCAAAAAGAAAUAUGUGUGCAAACUGCUCUUCAUCUUCCUUCUGGGCCACGAUAUCGACUUUGGACACAUGGAGGCUGUCAAUCUCCUUAGCUCCAACAAAUACACCGAAAAGCAAAUUGGUUACUUGUUCAUCUCCGUGCUGGUGAACUCCAACAGUGACCUCAUCCGUCUGAUCAACAACGCCAUCAAGAACGACCUCGCCAGCCGCAACCCGACCUUCAUGAACCUGGCUCUGCACUGCAUCGCUAACGUGGGGAGCAGAGAGAUGGCCGAGGCUUUUGCUUCAGAGAUUCCCAGAAUCUUGGUGGCAGGGGACACCAUGGACAGCGUGAAGCAGAGCGCUGCGCUGUGUCUGCUGCGGCUCAACAGGACUUCUCCUGACCUGGUGCCUAUGGGGGAGUGGACAGCACGGGUCGUCCACCUGCUCAAUGAUCAGCACCUGGGAGUAGUCACAGCAGCCACCAGCCUCAUCACCACCCUGUCCCAGAAGAGUCCAGAUGACUUUAAGACGUCCGUGUCCCUGGCUGUGGCCAGGCUCAGUAGGAUUGUGACCUCUGCAUCCAUCGAUCUGCAGGACUAUACCUACUACUUUGUUGCUGCUCCAUGGUUGUCUGUCAAACUGCUGCGCCUGCUGCAGUGCUACCCUCCACCUGAGGACGCGUCAUUGCGAAGUCGUCUGACCGAGUGUCUGGAGACCAUCCUUAAUAAAGCCCAGGAGCCGCCUAAGUCCAAGAAGGUGCAGCACUCCAAUGCAAAAAACUCUGUUCUUUUUGAAGCCAUUGCCCUCAUCAUCCACCAUGACAGUGAACCCAACUUGUUGGUACGAGCCUGCAACCAGCUGGGCCAAUUCCUGCAGCACAGAGAAACUAACCUCCGUUACCUGGCCUUGGAGAGCAUGUGCACGCUGGCCAGCUCCGAGUUCUCACACGAAGCCGUGAAGACGCACAUCGAAACUGUCAUCAACGCCCUAAAGACUGAGAGAGAUGUGAGCGUGCGCCAGCGGGCCGUCGACCUUCUCUACGCCAUGUGUGACCGCAGCAACUCCAAGCAGAUUGUAGCGGAGAUGCUGAGCUACUUGGAGACGGCAGACUACUCAAUCAGAGAGGAGAUUGUGCUGAAGGUGGCCAUCCUGGCCGAGAAGUAUGCGGUAGAUUACACUUGGUAUGUGGACACCAUCCUCAACCUGAUCCGCAUUGCCGGCGACUAUGUGAGCGAGGAGGUGUGGUACCGAGUCAUCCAGAUCGUCAUCAACCGGGACGACGUCCAAGGCUAUGCUGCCAAGACCGUGUUUGAGGCCCUUCAGGCUCCAGCCUGUCAUGAGAAUCUAGUGAAAGUGGGUGGUUACAUUCUGGGAGAGUUUGGAAAUCUGAUUGCUGGUGACCCUCGCUCCAGCCCCCUGGUCCAGUUCAACCUGCUUCACUCCAAGUUCCACCUGUGCUCGGUGCCGACCCGGGCCCUGCUGCUCUCCGCGUACAUCAAGUUCAUCAACUUGUUUCCAGAGGUGAAAGGCAUAAUCCAAGAUGUCCUCCGCUCAGACAGCCAGCUUCGCAACGCCGAUGUGGAGCUCCAGCAGAGGGCAGUGGAGUACCUGAGGCUCAGCUGCAUCGCCAGCACUGACAUACUGGCCACCGUGUUAGAAGAAAUGCCUCCAUUCCCAGAGAGAGAGUCGUCCAUCCUGGCCAAGCUGAAGAAGAAGAAGGGUUCCAGCAAACUGCCCGACAUGGAUGAUUCCCGAAAGAAUGUCAACGGCAGCAGUGAACACCCUGAGGAUGCCGAAGUGGCCAGCAAGCCUCCUCAGUUUCUGUUGGAAGAGCUCAUUUCCACAGACAGACCCCAUCCCUCCUCCAGCACCACCAUGCUCCCCACCAAAACCAUGGUUUCCAGCCACAACUUCACUGACAACCUGAGUGUGAACUCAGCCCCGUCCUCAGGAGCCAGCCUGCUGGUGGAUGUCUUCUCUGACUUUAGCAGUGCUGCACCCACAGAGGGCUCAGAUGAACACUUUCCCAGGUUUGUGUGCAAAAACAAUGGUGUUAUCUUCGAGAACCAGCUUCUCCAGAUUGGACUGAAGUCUGAGUACCGGCAGAACCUGGGUCGCAUGCAUGUGUUCUAUGGCAACAAGACCUCCACACAGUUCCUGAGCUUCUCCACCUCAGUGAGCAGUAAUGACGUCCUCAGCUCUCAGCUGAAUGUCCAGGAAAAGCCAGUAGACCCGCUGAUUGAGGCUGGAGCUCAGGUCCAGCAGAUCCUCAACAUCGAGUGUGUGUCUGAUUUCUCAGAUGCUCCUGUCCUCAACAUUCAGUUCAGAUAUGGUGGAACACUGCAGAACAUUGCUGUCAAACUCCCUGUGAUGCUGAAUAAGUUCUUCCAGCCCACGGAGAUGAUGUCCCAAGACUUCUUCCAGCGCUGGAAGCAGCUUGGAGCUCCUCAACAAGAGGUACAGAAAGUCUUCAAAGCCAAAAACCAGAUGGACACAGAUGUUACCAAAGCCAAGCUGUUAGGUUUCGGUGUAGCUCUGUUGGACGGUGUGGAUCCUAAUCCGGCGAACUUCGUUGGCGCUGGAAUCAUCCACACUAAGACCACUCAGGUGGGCUGCCUGCUCAGGCUGGAGCCCAACACACAAGCACAGAUGUACCGCCUCACCUUGCGGACCAGUAAGGAGUCCGUAUCUCAGCGGCUGUGUGAGCUGCUGUCUGAACAGUUUUAGCCUCAACACAGCACCUGCAUUCUUACACUUUCGUACUCUCACUUCUAAUCAAAAGUAGAUGUAUUGUACAGUGUACAUUUUUUGUUUUAUUACAUACUUUAUAUCCUACUGAGAGGGAAAAGUCUUUUUUGCACAUAACUCUUGUAGUGCCUCACUGCUUUCAAGCUGCGUCGUGUCUGUCCUCACACUGUGAUGAGGCUCAUGGUUUGGACUGAGCCGCCGGUACUGAGAGUCCGGGUUGUUGGUCUGGGAGUGUUUCACACAAUCAUUCUGCACUAGUUGGCUUAAAAAAUAGAUCACACAAGUCGCUCACAGAGAAUGCCAACACUUCAGCUGUUUAUUACAUGUUGUCUCAGGAGGAGCAAUCCCUCUUCGGUAUUUAUAAAAAACAUUUUUUGUAUGUGUGGAUUUUGUUUCCAGUAAGGGAGUUUCCUAACAGCCACAGCUGUUUACUAGAAUCAUCUUACAGGGACUGUGGUUGAAAUAACAUAUUUAUGUCUAAAUAAAGAAAUCCCAGGUCACCUUUUGAGAAAUACUUCACAGACUAUACAAUGGUCUAUUUCUAAAGGGAUAAUUCUGAUUUUUUUGAAGAUGGGUUCUAUUGAGAAUUUUUGAGCAGUGAGUGUUUUACCUUCUGUAAUUGUUAGUAUUUGUGUUUUGUACGUAUACUGACAUGUUUUUUUAACAACAUAGACAAGCAGUAUAAAAAAUCUGCAGCUAGAUUUCUUUUAAUGUCUGUGGCCUGAGCUUUUCACCUCUAGACACCUUAUGUAGCAACGCAUUCACCAGAGAUAUGGCAUUUAAGCUGCUGCUAACUCAAAGUAGCUUCGGGUCAUUGGUCUGUUCUGACGGGUUUUAUCAGUUUUCUCCUGACUGCCUUCAAACGAUCAAUGGAACCAGCUUUUAAAAAAAACAUCAACUCUAUUUUUAUUCUAUAAAUGUUUGCUCACACCAAGAACAGGAUCUUUGCUGGUCAUGAAAAGUUGAUUAGACACAUGGUCCAUCAACAACACACUGUAACCGUUAUGUCACUGCCGUAUCUUUGACUUUUCUAGCUGUGUUUUAAAUCAACCAACCACAUUGUUGGAUGCCUUUAUGCCUUUUCUGAUGUUGAAUUACCAGUUUUCAGUGGAAUCACUUGUUGGGGUAAACAAGCUUUAAAGCACUGCCAUUCUUUUUAUUUUCUCCUAAAGCAUUUCUCUUUAAUAUCCAACUAGAAAUAUUUCUCUAUUGGUCACUGUUUGUGUGUCUGUUUUUAUAUUUGCUUAAAGAAUGCCUAUUUUUACACCUUUUUUUGAUAAAAAUAACUAACUGCAGCUCUACAGGAAAAUUCCCCCCUAAUAAUUUUAUGCCAUAUCUAAUUUUUAGCUCCACUUUUUUCACCACUCUGCUAAACUAGAAUCCCACAGCUGCUUCUGCAUUUUUGCUCAUGGCUGGAUUGGAGAGUGACGUUAACCUGAGAGAAGAGAAUCAGACUACUUGACUUCUCUUCAAAUCAGCCUCCAGACGUUGUGUGGUGGUUCUGAUCCUUGAACCCAAAGCCUGAAGCCGGACCUGACGGGGGCACUGUGAUGUAAGAAAUGUGCUGGAAACAGCUGAACGUUAGAAAACCAGGGAGACCCAUGACCUCUGACCUCUGAGUAAUGUGAAGCACUGCUGCUUUUCCACCUGCAGCCUUAAACGUUUUCACAUAUUCUCUGACUUUGUUGUUUCUGACAUGAAUGUUGUUUACACUGUGCAUUGGGGUUUUAAUGCCACACUAUUCAUAAAUUGGUGAUUCAUUUAGCAAAUGGUGUCUGAUAAGUUUUGCUGUUUACUAGCAGCAUUUUAGCUCCACCUGUAUUGUGAAUUUAAUCAGCGUGUCGUUUAAGUGUCGAUGAUGCUAAAGAACAGUGUUGCCGUUACCCAUAACCCCCUGCUGCACACUGCUACUGCUUCACACCAGUUGCUCUUUUUUAAUUUUGUUUGUUUCUGACUCAGGAUUCUCAUUUUGUACAAACCACGUGACAUAUUUAUAUGACUUUAACAAAUAAUACCUACCAGGUCAGGAUUAUGGUGGUUUGAUCAAAGGUCACAAAGUCACAAUUAUAAGAAAUAGAAUGUCACAAAUUACAGUUUCAUAAUUAUUUCUCAUCUUUCAUGAAAUAUAUUUCAACUAUAAAGACAAAUUGUUAAAGUAGAUAACUGCGGUACGAAAUGACAACACAUUGUUUGAUCAGGGUUGAACAGAUCCUCCUUCCAACAAUAAACAGUUCAGUUCAUAAGGUUCUGAAUAUUUCAAAUGAGAAAAACAAAAUAUUUCACUAACGUGUGAUAGGUGAUGACCGAUUAAUUAGAUUCAGACAUGUUGCAACGGGUGUCCAGCUGUCUUGAGUUACAAAUUCAUAAGUUGUGUUUCAGGUUUUGGUUUCAGUGAUUCACUCCACUGGUUUAAAUAUUUGCUGAAGCUUUGAACUCUGAGUAGAUUUCAUGUGUGGUGUUGCAUUGUCAGUAAACUGAGUGAAAAUA
Messenger RNA from Poeciliopsis prolifica (blackstripe livebearer), 5518 nucleotides. Its product is annotated as AP-2 complex subunit alpha-2-like. The record is from RefSeq and is a predicted model, not a curated record. Gene Ontology annotation, biological process: intracellular protein transport; clathrin-dependent endocytosis. NCBI's taxonomy places the organism in Eukaryota, Metazoa, Chordata, Actinopteri, Cyprinodontiformes, Poeciliidae. Gene Ontology annotation, cellular component: AP-2 adaptor complex; membrane coat. The transcript has 23 exons. Gene Ontology annotation, molecular function: clathrin-cargo adaptor activity. The coding region runs from base 143 to 3010 and encodes 955 amino acids.